Molecule: messenger RNA, 2189 nt
Organism: Fusarium oxysporum Fo47
Lineage: Eukaryota; Fungi; Ascomycota; Sordariomycetes; Hypocreales; Nectriaceae
Product: major facilitator superfamily domain-containing protein
Exons: 3
Coding region: 304-2094 (596 amino acids)
Biological process (GO): transmembrane transport
Molecular function (GO): transmembrane transporter activity
Source: RefSeq, a predicted model, not a curated record
AUUUUCUCUAUUAGGAUGAGUAUUGGCCGAGCACGCGCAUCUUCUGUAUGUAAAUCUCUUCUAGGUCCUGCCGCUAGUUUCAACUUAUUGCAUGGCUCGGUUUUCAGUCCGUCCGAUGAUUACUUGCAGCGUAGAUAUAUAUCUAGCAAAAUGUCCAGUUCAACAAGCCUCAUCUUGCUCAGCAGCACCAGAUUCCAGUGUUUUCCAACAUUUGCAGUCAUACUAAUACUAAUACGCUGUAUAAUAUCACAUCGUAUAAGCACCUGCACCUCCAGCUGAAUAGCUUCAGCUUCAACUUCAACCAUGUCUCCCCCUGACAAGACCGAAUCUCAUGCUCCAGAUCGCAAAUCAUUCAACUCGCUCUCAUCAGCCGAACCACAAAGUCCUUUCGAACCUAACAACAAAAUAUCAUCAAAAGAUGAGAAGCCUCAACCACUUCAAGGCAACCAGCAAGAGUCCGCAAAUGACACCAAGGAAGAUGAGUCAAGCCCCAAGGGCCCAGCUUUCGACAAAGAAGCUCAGGAGAACUACAAACCAAAGACACUGAAGUUCUGGCUUAUAAUCCUCUCCGUCUUUGCUGCCAUGUUUCUCGUCGCUCUCGACCGCACAAUCAUUGCAACUGCCAUUCCUCAAAUCACAAACGACUUCCAGAGUUUAGGCGACAUAGGAUGGUAUGGUUCUGCAUACAUGCUCACAACAGCUGCCUUUCAGCUCAUUUUUGGUCGUAUCUAUCGAUUUUACCCUUUAAGGACGACCUUCCUUGUCUGUAUCUUGCUGUUCGAGAUUGGCUCUGCCAUUUGUGGUGCCGCUCCCCAUUCUGUUGCCUUCAUAAUCGGAAGAGCUAUUGCUGGUAUUGGCUCAGCAGGCAUCAUGACUGGAUCGAUGAUGUCCAUUGUUCCUAUGAUUCCUCUUCAUAAGCGGCCAAUGUUCCAAUCCAUGUUUGGCAUGGUUUUUGGCAUCUCGUCCGUUGUUGGACCUCUUCUUGGGGGAGCCUUCACUCAGCAUGCCACUUGGCGAUGGUGUUUCUAUAUGAAUCUCCCUGUAGGAUUCGUCGCCUCGGUCUUCCUCUUCUUCUUCCUCCACAUAUCACCCAAGAAGCACGAACCUGUUCCUGUUCUAAAGCAUAUCACCCGAUUAGACCCGCUCGGAACAUUCUUCUUUGUGCCAUCCAUGAUCUGCCUCAUCCUGGCACUUCAAUGGGGUGGCUCGACUUACCCCUGGGGCAACUGGCGAAUAAUUCUCCUCUUCGUUCUCUUCGCUCUUACAGCCUUCAUUUUUGCUCUCAUACAGAUCAAGAUGCCCGAGACUGCAACUGUCCCCGCCAAGGUCAUCACUCAGAGGACUAUGCUGGCCUGUGCAUGGACCAUGUUGUUUGUUGGUGGUGGUAUGAUGAUUGUCGUUUACUAUCUCCCCCUGUGGUUCCAGGCUACCAAGGGCGCCAAACCCGUCGACUCGGGCAUUUAUACGAUCCCGUUAGUGCUAAGCCUUGUCGUAGCUAGUAUUGUCUCUGCUGCCUUCACCCAGCGCAUUGGCUACUAUGUCCCAUCUAUGCUGAUAUGUCCCUGUAUCAUGGCCAUUGGAGAAGGGCUCUUGACCACGCUCAAGCCAGAUACGGGUUCAUCGCACUGGAUUGCCUAUCAAUUCCUUGUUGGUUUUGGUUUGGGCCUUGGAAUGCAGACUUCCGGCCUUGCUGUCCAAGCAACACUCCCCAAGGAGGAUAUCCCCAUCGGAAUCUCGAUCACCUUCUUCGCACAGCAACUCGGUGGUGCCAUAUUCGUCUCCGUUGGGCAGACUGUGCUUAACGGGCUUCUCGCGAAACAUUUAUCAGAUAUACCCAACCUCACGCCCAAGAAAAUUGUCGAUGCAGGCGCUACAGAACUGAACAACAUAGUUCCGCCCGAGUACAUGCCCCUGGUGAAGGACGCCUACAACAUUGCCAUUACCCGGAUAUUCUUUGUGAGUCUGGCAUUGACUCUAGCCCAGUUGAUUUGCGCGCUUGGUGUGGAAUGGAAGAGCAUCAAGCCCAAGACCGAGUCAUCGCCAGAGGCCGGCAACCCUCAGGUUCGACAGGAGUCAAAGCCAGAAGAGCCAUGAUGGACGAUAUAUAAGACGUUUGGGUUUGUAAAAUUGAUGAGGCUAUUAGCAAAGAAACCCCCCCCCCCCCAUGAAACAAGACCGCUCAUACAAAA